UGAGAAUGUCUGCAAUUUUCUUUUGUUAAUAAGUAAUAUAUAGACAUGAUAAAGUGUACGGUUCACAUUUCUGUUCAUGCGGUUUAUUAUAAAAAUACUUUGGUUAACUGUGCUGCACUAAACUUUUACAUACUCUAAGACAGAGGUAAACAUGCCUUGUAUUACGGUACGUGUUAGGGACGAGUGGCUAACUGUGCCCUGUAAGGAUUUGACUUGCACGGUGCACUGGCUGGGACUUGAGGCACUGAGACGAUACACCAAGAACAAGCCAGAUAAUGGAGAUCCUGUCCAUGAGGUCUGCUUCACUAUGAGAAAGUGCCAGGGGAAGGGAGUUCUGGAUCCGGAUGAUACCUUAGAAGAAGUGCUGGAGGACAAUGACUUUGUGGAGCUUAGUUUAAAAGAGGAUAAAGACAAUUUCUCUCCAUUAUUUAUUUCGUCAUGUCUUUGUGCUUCUUACAGAAGAAAAUAUCAGGAGCCAAAAGAAUAUUUGUAUUUAGAUGGGAACACCCUCACUACAGGAGAUGUGGUGAAUUUAGGAAAAGGAAUGUACAAAAUUAAGUUGACUAAAGAGGCUGAAAAUAAUGUCAAAAAAUCAUGGGAAGUUGUUGAGAAUGUAGUUAAGGAAAGCAAAGUUGUGUAUGGGAUAACCACAGGGUUUGGCAAAUUUGCUCAGACUGUGAUUCCCAGAGAGAAAAUUGUGGAACUUCAAGAGAAUGUGGUUCGCUCUUCAGCAGCAGGUGUUGGUAAGCCACUGAAUCCAGAGCGCUCCCGUAUGCUGUUAGCAUUAAGGAUCAAUGUACUGGCCAAAGGAUACAGCGGCAUUUCCCCAGACACACUCCACCAGAUAAUUGAAGCUUACAAUGCUUCCUGCUUAUCCUUCAUACCUGAGAAGGGGACAGUUGGUGCUAGUGGAGAUCUCGCCCCACUGUCUCAUUUAGCACUUGGCUUGAUGGGAGAAGGAAUGAUGUGGUCUCCAAAGUGUGGCUGGGCUGAUGCCAAGCAUAUUUUACAGGCUCAUGGACUGAAACCCCUCUCACUUAAGGCUAAAGAGGGACUGGCUCUCAUAAAUGGGACACAGUUGAUCACCUCACUUGGGUCAGAAGCUGUUGAGAGGGCCGAAGCCAUAGCCAGACAGGCGGAUAUAAUAGCAGCUCUAACCCUCGAGGUUCUUAAGGGAUCAGCAAAAGCCUUUGACAAGGACAUUCAUAGGCUUCGUUCUCAUCCUGGGCAAGAGGAGGUAGCUUUUAGGUUUCGGUCACUUUUGGAUUCAGAUCUAUAUCCUUCAGAAAUUGCAGAGAGUCACAGAAAUUGCAACAAAGUCCAGGAUGCAUACACCUUACGCUGCUGUCCACAGGUCCAUGGCAUUGUGAAUGAAACUAUUGCUUUUGUGAAGAACAUCAUUAACAAAGAAAUAAACAGCGCCACCGACAACCCAAUGGUGUUUUCAGAGAGAGGCGUGACUCUCUCAGGAGGUAAUUUCCAUGGGGAGUAUCCAGCCAAGGCUUUAGAUUAUCUGGCCAUAGGAGUACAUGAACUUGCCUCGAUCAGUGAGAGAAGAAUUGAACGGCUGUGUAAUCCUUCCCUAAGUGAACUUCCAGCAUUUUUGGUCAGUGAAGGAGGUCUGAAUUGUGGCUUCAUGGUAGCACACUGCACAGCUGCUGCUCUGGUUUCAGAGAAUAAAGUUUUGUGUCACCCUUCUUCUGUUGACUCCUUGUCCACCAGUGCUGCCACUGAGGAUCACGUGUCAAUGGGAGGCUGGGCAGCUCGAAAAGCCCUCAAAGUGGUGGAGCAUGUGGAGCAAGUUCUUUCCAUAGAACUAUUAGCCGCUUGCCAGGCGCUGGAGUUCUUGCGUCCCUUGAAAACUACUGAACCUUUGGAAAGAGUCUAUGACCUUGUACGUUCUAUGGUCAGACCAUUAACCAAGGACCGCUUCAUGACUCCAGAUAUUGAGGCUGUUCACAGACUUCUGCUAGAAGAAAAGGCAAGCAUUUUUAAUACACAACUACCAUCUGUUUUAGUCUGAUAGAACUUUAUAUAUUUUUAUAGCACCAAUGGAUAUUAGGCAAGCUAAAUGAUCAGUCUGGGCAGGGAGGGAUGUUGACACAACUUGAUUUUUUUCCUGAAAGCUGUUGGUUGGGAACAUGGUAACUCUGCACUAACACGUCAUCCAGUUGAUCAUGCAGGUUUAGUGAGUGUGUUUGUAAUGUUGUUAUAGUUUCAUCUGUUAGCUUUACCUCCAUUGUCCUGUGCUGUCAUUUAUUUCUGUUUUUAAAUUCUGAUUACUAUCAGUUUUAAAAUAAAUACAUUAUUAAAAUCACAGCUGGGUGUCAGUAACAGCAGCAGUAGGUGUUUCAUUGGAACACUGCUUUAUAUAGGACAAAACAAUUUUCUUUAUAAAUGUCUUCAAAUUACAAAUGCCUUUGGCUGAGAAAACUGGAAAGCCUAGAUCUGUAAUAGCCAAGGAAUUCAGGUACAACACCUCUAUUUAACACGUGGCUUGUUAUUUUCCUUACCAUACCUUGACCUGUAAGUAUUUGUGUUAUUGCAGGUGUGGGAUGUUGCAAAUCCUUACAUGGAGAAGUACAGAAAGCAACACCUUCCACAAUAACGUCUAGACAGCCCAGGUCAUCAGUCCCAGGUAUGGCGAAACCCUUCUGCAGCGCCUGAGAAGCCAAGGCACAAUAGCCUUUAUCUAGGCAGCAACCUGCUAAUGACGCACAGUAUUUAUGAAGGCGUUCUUGAAAAGCCUUCAGAGUUACACGAAUCGUACAAUGAAUGUGUUAUUCUAGCAUUAUUUCUUUAUAAACACAGCUACUGAUUCUUUAAAAUGUCUCUUAUCUUAGAGCACACAACUGAUCUGGCACACAAUUCAGAAAGCAUUAAAGAAAAAUCUUUUGGUAAAUGUAACUUGGAAUAAAAGCAAAUGAAUAAUGAGCUACACAAAUAAUAAAUAAUAUGUAUUAAUA
This is a messenger RNA of Erpetoichthys calabaricus (reedfish), 2966 nucleotides long. RefSeq names its product histidine ammonia-lyase-like. Bases 152 to 2023 code for a protein of 623 amino acids. The transcript has 19 exons. Gene Ontology annotation, molecular function: histidine ammonia-lyase activity. Gene Ontology annotation, cellular component: cytoplasm. Lineage: Eukaryota; Metazoa; Chordata; Cladistia; Polypteriformes; Polypteridae. The record is from RefSeq and is a predicted model, not a curated record. Gene Ontology annotation, biological process: L-histidine catabolic process.